Molecule: messenger RNA, 5042 nt
Organism: Ictalurus furcatus (blue catfish)
Lineage: Eukaryota; Metazoa; Chordata; Actinopteri; Siluriformes; Ictaluridae
Gene: jak3
Product: Janus kinase 3 (a protein tyrosine kinase, leukocyte)
Exons: 24
Coding region: 233-3520 (1095 amino acids)
Biological process (GO): peptidyl-tyrosine phosphorylation; cell differentiation; cytokine-mediated signaling pathway
Cellular component (GO): cytoskeleton; membrane; cytosol
Molecular function (GO): non-membrane spanning protein tyrosine kinase activity; cytokine receptor binding; ATP binding
Source: RefSeq, a predicted model, not a curated record
GAAGAAACACAGAAAAAUGAAAGCAAAUGGAGAGGACCAGAAACGUCUGUGUGUGUGGUUAUGCUACGGGAAAUUAGUGUGAUGUCACAAACACACACACACAGCACACACACACACACACAGCACUCAGGAAGAACAUCACAAAUACGCACACACAUGUACACAAAAUGCGUUUUCAUCGGGCUGAAAAGUGACGCAGAACAUCACCAUCAUCACUAAAGGAGAUGCAGUGAUGGACACGAGUGAGGAGGAAACGAAGCCGCUGAUGAUGUGCGAGCGCUCGGGGAGUCAUAAGUCGAGCUGUGACUCCUUCAUGUUCGUGCACUUGUACUACAGCUCAGCGUCAAAAAGCAAGAGCACGCUCUCCAUCCCUGCAGGACACAUGACUGCAGAGAGCGUCUGCGUACUCGCAGCUAAAAACUGCGGGAUACUCCCUGUGUUUCAGAGUUUAUUCGCUCUGGCGUCAGAAGAUCUGUCAUUCUGGUAUCCACCAACACACAUGUUUAAGAGUGACGAGAGUGUAACUGUACACUACAGAGUGCGGUUCUUCUUCUCAGGAUGGUUUGGUCAGAGUUCCAGAGCGACAUAUCGUUACAGUCUGAGCUCUGGGAGGAUUUGCGCUGUGCUGGAUUACAGCGUCAUUGACUAUCUCUUCGCUCAGUCCCGCAGUGAUUUCGUCUCAGGCUGUGGAGGGGUGCGUCCUCCGGUCAGUGCCAUUCAGGAGUGUUUGGAUUUGGCUGUGCUGGACCUCUGGAGCCAGGCCAAGGAGAAGAACCACAGUGUGAAAGAAGUGUGUAAGACCAUCAGCUACAAGUCGUGCCUGCCUGAGACACACCGAGAAGAAAUCCAGCGAAUGACCCGGCUAGCGCGCUAUCAGAUCCGUAAGAACCUCAAACACUUCCUGAAGAAACUGGGCCGCUGCUCAGCCGGAGAGCGAAGUCUGAAGCUCAAGUACCUGAUGGAGCUGAGCUCCGUGGAACCCAACUACGGCUCUGAGUGCUUCAUCACAUCUUGCUCCAUGGUGAGAGUCUCCGGAGAGGGAGGGAUCCAGACAUGCUCCUCCGAUGGCCAGGAGUGGCAGACCUUUUGUGACUUCCCGCAAAUCACAGACAUCAACAUGAAGCGUCUUUGCCGAGAGCAACUUCCUGCUGAGGGACGUGUGGUGACUCUGACUAGACAGGAUGAUAGAUGCUUGGAAGUGGAGUUUGAGACGCUGGCUGUGGCUCUGUCCUUCGUGUCGCUCAUCGACAACUACUUCAGACUCACCACGGACUCCAGUCACUACUUCUGCUCUGAAGUGGCUCCUCCGAGUCUGCUGCAGGACAUCGACAGUCACUGCCACGGGCCCAUCACGUCAGAGUUUGCGGUGCACAAGCUCAAAAAGGCUGGAGCUAAAAAUGGUACAUUCCUUCUUCGGCGCAGCCCCAAGGAGUAUGAUAAGUACUUCCUCAUGAUCUGCUUACAGACGCCGCUUGGUAUCGACUAUAAAGACUGUCUGAUCGAGAAGAAUGACAAGUUUCACCUGGCAGGAAUCCACAGCUCCUUCGACAGUCUGAGACGGCUGACAGACUUCUACAAGCGAAACACACUUGUACUGUCCGACAUUCCUGUCAAACUGGGCAUGUGCUGUCCACCUCAGGCUAAAGAGCUCUCGAACCUGAUCAUCGUCAGGAACAGCAGUGUGUGUGAGACGCCAAGCUCCCCCACUCAGCACCGACACAGACCCAGUCACAUUCAGUUCCAUAUGAUCAAACACGAGGACUUAAUCUGGAAGGAAAGUCUGGGUCAGGGCUCGUUCACACACAUCUACAAAGGCUGUAAAGUGGACCGGCGGGAUGGAGAGCCUCUCACCACUGAGGUUCUCCUCAAAGUCCUGGAUGUAGAACACAAAAACAGCUGGGAGUCUUUUUUCGAAGCAGCCAGCUUCAUGAGUCAGAUUUCCCAUAAGCACCUGCUGCUGGUGUUCGGCGUCAGCGUCCAUAAAUCUAAAAACAUCAUGGUUCAGGAGUUUGUGAAGUACGGAGCUCUGGAUCUUUACCUGAAGAGGUCGAGUGUUUCACUCAGCUGGAAGCUGGACGUGGCCAAGCAGCUCGCCUGCACACUCAACUUCCUGGAGGAGAAAAACAUUGUUCAUGGGAACAUCUGCGCAAAAAACCUGCUUCUGGCACGAGAGGGAGAUCCGAACUUGGAAAACUCGCCUUUCAUUAAACUCAGUGAUCCAGGCAUCAGUGUGGCCAUGCUGGGCAAAGAAGUGGUUUUAGACAGGAUCCCGUGGGUGGCCCCGGAGGUGUUGGAGAAGCUGGAGUUGGGGCUGCAGUGUGAUAAAUGGAGCUUCGGCACAACGUUGUGGGAGAUUUUUAACGGAGGAGAAAUUCCUCUGCAUUGCCUUGACCCCAAACAGAAGCAGCGGUUUUAUGAUCAGCGCUCACAGCUGCCGUGUUUGGAGUGGGCUGAACUGGCUGAUCUCAUCUCUCAGUGCAUGCAGUAUCAGGCCGAGCUGAGACCGUCCUCUCGCAGCAUCAUACGCCACCUUAACGGCCUCAUCACUCCUGAUUACGAGGUUCUGCAUGCCAGUGGCUCUGUGUCAGAAAGAGAUAGCUUCUGGAGAGCUCUGAGCAAACAACAACAACAGGAAGUGUAUGAGGAGAGACACCUCAAGUUCCUUUCUUCUCUGGGAAAGGGUAACUUCGGCAGGGUGGAUCUGUGUCGGUACGACCCCCUGGGUGAUAAUACGGGCGAGCUGGUGGCCGUGAAGCAGCUGCAGUCCAGCAAACAGUCCAACAUGGCCGACUUCCAGAGAGAGAUUGAGACCAUCAGCUCGCUGCACUGUGACUACAUCGUCAAAUACAGGGGAAUCUGCUACAGCGCAGGACGUUUGAGUAUGAGGUUGGUGAUGGAGUUCCUGCCCUUCGGCAGUUUGAUCAGCUACAUGGAGAAAUACAAACACAUCAUCACCACACGGAGAAUGCUGCUGUUCACCUCGCAGAUCUGUAAGGGAAUGGAGUAUCUGCAGCACAUGCGUUAUGUGCAUCGUGAUCUGGCAGCGAGGAACAUCUUGGUGUCGAGUGACACGCUGGUGAAGAUCGCAGAUUUCGGACUGACUAAGAUCGUCCCUCUGGAUAAAGAGUAUUAUCGAGUCACACAGUCUGGAGAGAGUCCCAUCUUCUGGUACGCGCCAGAAUCCUUAUCAGAGUAUAAAUUUUCCCACAAAUCAGACGUGUGGAGUUUUGGUGUUCUUCUACACGAGCUGUUCUCCUACUGUGAGUUGAGCAGGAACCCUAAGCGGCUGUCACUACAUCGGAUAGGAGGUGACAUCCAAAGCGCAAUGAUGACUGUUCAUCUCUUCAACGUCCUGAAGGAGAACUGGAGGUUGCCAGCACCUGCCUUGUGUCCACCAAAAGUGUACAGCAUGAUGAUGCAAUGCUGGGCAUUCAACAGCGAGGACAGACCCACCUUCUCCUACCUACAGGACCUGAUUGAGAGCAGCCUCCAGGACGAGAGGGAAGGAGCUAAAGGAUGAAAAGCGAAUCAUGAAGAAUAUAAUGAAUGUAUAAACUACCUGGAAUUUUAUGAGUCACACGCUUGUUGGUCAGACACAGACUAUUACUCACUCGUUACUCCUUUACAAGUGUCGUCUAAGAAAGAAGCACACAAAGGACUUCAAAGGGUUUUAUUUUUAAAGCUGUUAUGUGUUUCUCACUUCAUAACUCUGCUUCUUCUUCUCCUUAUUAUUAUUAUUAUUAUUAUUAUUAUUAUUAUUAGUAGUAGUAGUAGUAGUAGUAGUAGUAGUAUUAACAACCUUCAACUCUUAAAUGAAGUAAAUCGCUUUAAAUAUAAACGAAAGCAGAAGGGGAACGGAUCUAACAGAUAAACAUUUCUCUUAUUUAAACAUUUCUCUGAAAUGACCUGGAAACUCAAGGACUGUAAAAUAGAAAGUUAAUUACAGAAGAAUAGGGAACAUUUUUGGAAAUAAUUCAAUCAUAAUCUAUAUUUUUAUUACAUGUUACAGCUUUAUGUGAUAAAAAGCUACACAGUUAUUAUGUUAUUACAUCAUUAUAUUACAUUAUGUUAUGUUUUACGUCAUAUACAGCUGGUGAUGCUGGUAAAAGACCAUCUGCACUAAUGGUCAUGAAAAUAAUCAUCUAUUAUAAUCAUCUUAUGCUUUACUUUUUUGAUGGAGUUCUAAUGACAAAAACUGUGUACGAUUUUUUAAAUUAUUAUUAUUAUUAUUUUUAUAAUUUUUUAUGACUUUUGUGACUUUUCAUAAUAAUAUCAGUGCUUUUUUUUUUUUUUUUAGGAAAAAAGGAUGGGUUGAAUUGAGCAAGUUAGUAAUGUCAUUUGUAUAACGUCUGUUUCUUUGGCAUCUGUAAUAUCUGUCUAUACAUUCAACAAAAAAUAAAAUGGAUCUUUGUUCUCCUAGUGCCACUUUACCACUGAACCCUGCUCAGGGCCAUAGGUAUUUGGACAGCGACACAAUUCUCCUAAUAUUGCCUCUGUACACCACCACAGUGGAUUUGAAAUGAAGCAUUCAAGAUGUGCCUGACGUGUCGACUUUCGCUUUAAUUCGAUUUUUUACAAAGUCCCUCCAUUUUCACAGACUCAGAAGUAUAAAUAUUAGGAUUCCUUUUAAUAUGUGGAUGCAAAUCCUUUGCAGUUAAUGACUGCUUGAAGUUUGGAGCCCAAUGGACAUCACCAAACGCUGAGUUUCCUCCUUUGAGAUGCUUUGCCAGGUCUUUACUGCAGCCGCCUUCAGCUGCCGCUUGUUCGUGGGUCUUUCUAUCUUCAGUAAGUGAAAAGCAGCUCAACUGGGUUCAGACCAUCAGACAAUUAAGUACAUUUAAAAUGUUUUGGGUCAUUAUCCAUCUGUACUAUGUGCUGUUUUAUCAGUUUCACAGCAUUUGACUGAAUCUGAGCAGAAGGUAAAGCUCUGUAUGCUUCAGAAUUCAUCCUGCUCCUUCUAUCAGCAGUCACAUCAUCAAUAAACACCAGUGACCCAGCCAUACAUGCCCAUGCCAUAACACCUCCUCCACCAUGUUUAAUGG